Cotesia congregata is the source of this 1611-nucleotide messenger RNA. Lineage: Eukaryota; Metazoa; Arthropoda; Insecta; Hymenoptera; Braconidae. The record is from the annotation of a GenBank genome assembly.
AUGAAGAAUACAAUGGGCAACGAUGCUAAAUACGGAGGUAGCCACAAAAAGGCUUUCCAGGACAAAAGUAAACCCGCUGAUAUUCGGAUUAGUAACAUUCUAGCCGCAAAAGCUCUUUGUGAUGCUAUUCGUACCAGUUUGGGUCCUCGUGGAAUGGACAAAAUGAUCCAAGCUGCAAAUGGUGAAGUUACAAUUACAAAUGACGGAGCUACUAUUUUAAAAGAAAUGAAUGUUAUUCAUCCAGCAGCAAAAAUGUUGGUAGAAUUAUCCCGUGCCCAAGACUCCGAAGCCGGAGACGGAACAACAAGUGUAGUAGUAAUCGCCGGAGCUCUCCUUGAAGCAGUGGACCGUCUUCUCCACAAAGGAAUCCACCCAACCUUAAUAAGCGACGCGUUCCAAAAAGCUGCCGCAAAAGCGGUGGAAAUCCUCAGCUGGACCAUGUCAAUUCCAGUGGACCUGGCAGACAAAGAAUCUUUGAUCAAGGCAGCGGCAACUUCGCUUAACUCCAAGGUGGUGUUCCAGCAAUCGAGCAUCCUGGCUCCUCUGGCAGUAACUGCAGUUCUAAAAAUCACAGAACCUGGAAAAGAGCAAGCCACUGACUUGAAAGACAUUCACGUGAUCAAGAAACUCGGUGGAACAGUUGAAGACACCGAGUUGAUCGAAGGACUGGUCUUCACCCAAAAGUCCUGCAACGUGAACGGACCCAAGCGAAUUGAAAAAGCCAAGAUCGGAUUGAUCCAGUUCUGCAUCUCUCCCCCGAAGACUGACAUGGACCACAGCGUUAUUGUAUCCGAUUACUCUGCGAUGGACCGUAUUUUGAAGGAAGAGCGGACCUACAUCCUGAACAUCGUCAAGCAGAUCAAGAAAUCUGGGUGCAAUGUUCUCCUGGUCCAGAAGUCGAUUCUCCGGGACGCGAUCAGCGACCUGGCGAUCCACUUUUUGGACAAAAUAAAGGUCAUGGUAAUCAAGGACAUUGAACGCGAGGACAUUUCUUUCGUUUGCAAGACCCUCGGCUGCAGACCAAUCGCUUCCUUGGACCACUUCACCGCCGAGAACCUGGUGAACGCGGAACUCUGCGAGGAAGUCCAGACUGGCAAUUCAAAGUUCGUUAAAAUCACCGGGAUCCAGAACCCAGGGCGCACUGUCACUGUCUUGGUUCGCGGAAGCAACAAGCUUGUCCUCGAAGAAGCUGCUAGGUCUCUGCACGAUGCUCUCUGUGUCAUCAGGUGUCUCGUUAAAGAAAAGGCCCUGAUUGCUGGAGGCGGUGCUCCAGAGAUUGAACUCGCGCUCAAGCUGUCCGCCUACGCACAAACUCUUGGAGGAGUUGACGCUUACUGUGUCAAAGCCUUCGCUGAUGCUCUGGAAAUCAUUCCGUCGACCCUCGCGGAAAACGCUGGGCUCAACCCUAUUGCUACUGUCACUGAGCUACGCAAUCGACAUGCCAAUGGGGAAAUUACUGCUGGGAUCAAUGUCCGCAAGGGUAUGAUUACCAAUAUUCUCGAGGAGAAUGUCGUCCAGCCCUUGUUGGUAUCCACUAGCGCUAUCACUCUUGCUUCAGAAACUGUUCGGAGUAUUCUUAAGAUUGAUGACAUCAUUAACACCAUGCAGUAA